This is a messenger RNA of Cladophialophora immunda, 1991 nucleotides long. RefSeq lists its product as uncharacterized. The record is from RefSeq and is a predicted model, not a curated record. Lineage: Eukaryota; Fungi; Ascomycota; Eurotiomycetes; Chaetothyriales; Herpotrichiellaceae. Bases 385 to 1503 code for a protein of 372 amino acids. The transcript is spliced from 2 exons.
CACUCACUCACUCUCCUGGAACUUAUUGCUCAGCCGUCCACUUUCUUUUUUAUCCUCUGCAGUCUCUUGCUCUCUGUCUGUCCUUUCGUCCUUCCAGGCUCUGUUCCGUCUCGACAUCCCAUCCUCCAGCAUGACCUCAAUCCUUCAGUGAGCCGAACUGGACCCGAGCACCGCCCAUUGAACAUAGCGCAGUCGCACCCGGCUACCCUGGCGCUGUGACCCACGAAUCGCCAGCCCGAGUCUGGAUCCAUAGCAGGAAUUAAACCAGCUUGACUUCAAUUCUUUCCUAGCCUGCGCAUUGACGUCCCGGGGCAACACCACACAUAUUUGGCAAAAUCCUCUCCCUUCUCCUCCUUAAAAAACCCCCUCGGAGGCCUAUCCCUCAUGCUGGUCUCUCACAAUCUCUGCAACAACAUGACCUCUGACCAGCAUCCGCAUGCUGCAGCUGAAGUAGCAGAAAAGGUGCUGCGGAGAGUGGAAAUUGCAAAGGUUGCUCGAAACCUCCAAGACUGUCUGGCCUUUGCAAGCUUCAAGGCUCAAAAUGGCUGGCAGGAUCGAACACUUGCCUCGAUCGAACCCGAGUUCACCGAGAAGCUAAAGAGGAAGAGACCGUUUCUGGAGGAAGACCUCCCCUGUGAUACCUCAUCUGGAUCCGACGACGAAUUCGUCCCUACCUCUUCCAUUGCCAAUAACCGGUUUUCGAAACCCUCCAACUCAGCCUUCAAAAUCCCCGAGCCCCCAUUCGCUGCGAGGAAAAGAGUCCGGUCGUCCUCUGCAACCGGUGUCGACAGACAGUCAAGCACGUUGACAUGGAAGCAAGAUCACCGGCUGCCUCAGUCUUCCCCUCUUUUGAAUCGGGCACAGUCCUUUCAGGAGCACCCACUAUUUCAUACGGAAUCUGCUAGGACGCCUCAACUUGCCAAUGACGACUCUCCCAUGUUUGAUGUCCAUUCUGAUGACGAUGAUCAUGACCUCCCGAUGCCUGCUUUCGGCAACGAACCGUCAAGCAGCAUUUUGUCCUCGUCGCCUCCUCGAACACCCCCUCCCAUGAAACGUUUCUUGAACGGCAACUCCAAGCAAUCCGGCGCCGAUCUACUUCUUUAUCUGGCCAAUUCACCUUCUCGUUCACCGGCUAUCAACAUCCACAGACCCUCGGAUUCCUCUAAGGAGCCACCUUCAACCCCGCCUUCACAACAUUCGCACCUUCCGUCUUCGGUGAUGACCACACCGGGCACUCAUCUUGGGUUGUUCAAUGGCGCUCUACAAACCCCUGGCCAGACGUUCAACCUGGCCGACUUCUGCAAUGUCACUCCUUCACCUGCACCGGCUCAAUGGGGGAGCCGAACUCCAAACGUUAGCAAGACUCCCAACCGGUUUUCACGAAGAAGCUUGAACUUCGAUACGUUGCAGCCUCCGUCAGGCAGUCCAACUCUGCCACGAAAGGCUUCGGCCAGCAAGGGCCUGGCUCUGCAACUUGGUGACGAGCUGAUUCCAAGGUCGUGAAUGACAAUCUGCCAACCUCUCAUUCUUUGCCGUGAGCGAAUCCACAUCACCCCUUAUGAUAAAACACCCAAAAGGCACAUGCGUUGCUGUGCCAUGACCUACUCGAAUUGAAACGAAUAGCAUACAAUGUUUCUUCUGCCCAGCAAUGACGCAUAAUGACCCAAGAAGAGGAGGGCCAUUGAUUUGAGCUUGAAAACACGGAGCGCAGCUGGCUAUCCGGGAAACGCAAAGGCGUUAUUUGCCAUAGCAAAAGGAACUGGGCGGGAGCGACUCUUUGUGCAGCAAAUUUGUGCAAUUGUGCGUGUCUCUUUGUUUUCGAGUACUAUGCGUUGAUAUGGUCAAGUCGAUCAAUCAUGUCUACGGCCGAACCUCAUCCCCUGACACUGAUAUCAUAGUAAUUCCAUUAUCACCAUCGUCACACCACAGCGACAGCUGAAGUAGGUAGCUGAAAGUAGGUAGCUCUGAAUAAGGACAACAUUACCAUGAGA